This is a messenger RNA of Apis laboriosa (Himalayan honeybee), 1710 nucleotides long. Its product is annotated as protein I'm not dead yet-like. The record is from RefSeq and is a predicted model, not a curated record. The transcript is spliced from 8 exons. Bases 1 to 1701 code for a protein of 566 amino acids. Gene Ontology annotation, cellular component: membrane. Lineage: Eukaryota; Metazoa; Arthropoda; Insecta; Hymenoptera; Apidae. Gene Ontology annotation, biological process: monoatomic anion transmembrane transport; citrate transport. Gene Ontology annotation, molecular function: citrate transmembrane transporter activity; succinate transmembrane transporter activity.
AUGGCCAAUAGAGAAGAUAUAGUGGAACCGAUACCAACGACACGACGGCUAAUAGAAAUUCUAUGGCUGAUAUUACAAUUUCUCAAAAUAUACUGGAAAAUAGUGUUUGCCUUAUCUUGGCUACUUAUACUAAUAAUUUUACUUACGACUUAUAAUACUUCGGAAACUAGAUGCGCUUUUGUCGUAUUAUUAUUGGCUGGUUAUUGGAUUACUGAAUGUUUUCCUAUGGCAGUUACUUCCAUAAUUCCAGUUGUGUUAUUUCCAGCAUUUGGAAUAUUAACUUCACAAGAAGUUUGUGGUUGUUACAUGAAUGAUACUAUAAUGGUUUUUAUAGGAGGUUUAAUUCUUGCUAUAGCAAUCGAACAUAGUGGAUUACAUUUACGAAUCGCUCUUGGAGUAAUGAAAGUAGUUGGAUGUACUCAUGCAAAAAUACUUGGUAGUCUUUGUGCUGUAACCACUUUAAUAUCCAUGUGGAUUACAAAUACUGCAACAACUGCCAUGAUGGUGCCGAUCAUAUUCGCAAUUCUGAAUCAAUUAGAACAGGCUGGACUUUGUGAAGUCUACAUAGAGAAAAUUGUUCCGGAAUCUACAGAACCAAUACAAGAACCAACAAAUAUAACAAAAGCUUAUUUACUGGCUGCUGCAUAUUGUUCAAGCAUUGGUGGCACAGGAACACUUGUAGGUACGGGUACUAAUCUUACAUUUAAAGGAAUUUUCGAAAGUACAUUUCCACUUGCCGAGCCUAUUACCUUCACAAAUUGGAUGAUAGCUUCUAUACCACAAAUGGCUAUUAAUUCCUUCUUGACGUGGAUUUAUCUUCGCAUAGCUUUUAUGGGUUAUCUUAGACCGAAAAGCAAAGAUGCAGCAGCAGCAGCUAUUGGUACAGAAGGAGAAGCGAUUACGAACGAAGUAAUAGGUCAAAGAUAUAAAGAACUAGGAAAAAUGUCAUUUCAUGAAUUAUCAGUUGCUAUCCUUUUUAUUAUUUGCGUAAUUUUAUGGUUAUUUCGAAAACCUGGUUUUGUAGCAGGAUGGGCAGAAUAUUUAACACAAAUAGAUGUUCGAGAUUCAUUGCCUGUCAUAGGUAUAUCAGUCCUAAUGUUUUAUAUACCGAAAGAUUUAAAUUUUCUUUCUAGUUUUAGCAGAGAUCCGGAAAUAAGACCUAUUAAAUCUUCUGAAGGUUUGAUUACAUGGAGCUUAAUCCAAAAAAAGAUGCCUUGGGGUUUAAUGUUUCUUUUGGGCGGUGGUUUUGCAAUAUCCAGAGCCACUGUUGCUUCCGGAAUGGCAAGAAUGAUUGGACAAGCAAUGAUACCAUUACGAUAUUUGCCUCCAGCAUUAGUUAUGAUUUUCGUUUCCUUUUUCAUUGGCACUUUUACGGAAUUUACUGCGAAUGUCGGUGUUGCAAAUAUUACCUUACCAAUUGUAGCACAAAUGUGUAUAGCAAUGGAGAUGAAUCCAUUAUAUUUAAUGGUGCCAGCAACUAUAAUGUGUUCUUAUUCUUUUCGAUUACCGGCUGGUACGCCUCCAAAUGCAAUUAUAGCUAUGGUUGGAAAAUUGAAAACUAAAUAUUUAAUGAUGGGAGGUUGCAUUCCUUCCAUAUAUACUCUUUUAAUAAAUUCUUUUUUUUUCAUUAUAUGGGGUACUCGUGUUUGGAGUACAGAUGAAUUUCCAGAUUGGGCUAAAUACGAAAAACAAAACGUAUAAAUUUUUAUA